AGCUUGCAGCAUUUGCAUUCGUCUACGAGCGUUUUCUUAUCGCGGUUCACUUCUCGUUUCAUGUGCAACUGCAGUACCGGCAAUGGAGAGCCAGCGGUAAAGUCAACUGAGUUUGAGGUUCGACGAGUGAAAGUGUGGAUGUGGAAGUGAGUUGACUACUACGGACCUAUCUUGCUUUCACGUUGCUGUUGCGACGGAACAUUAACUGGGAGUGACCAGCUGCUGCUGAAAACGUCUUUUUUCAACCGCAUUUAGCUCCAGAAGAGAUAUUUUCAUGGGACUAAUAGCGCUAUCUUAUCGUGGUUCGCCUCUCUCCUUAUCACUGCUGCGGCAAGGGCGUUGAGAGCCAACGGACACUGACGCGCUAAUUCAGUUUAUGUUGCCGGAGUGAGGUCGUGAAAGCAGAAGUGAGUGGAGAACAAGUCAGACCGUGGUUUUUUUAUUGUUUACAGGCCGUUGCUGUGGAAGCUGAAAUAAGGAAACACUAGCGCCCGUAGUCGCAAAUGUCGUCGGCUGCCAUACGUUCAUAGCAUAUGCACAGACGUUGCGACCUCUUGGCGCAAAAGCUAGUAACGUCGCAUUAGGUUAGGUUAGGCCAGGGCAGGUUAGAUUAGAUUGGCUGCUUUCGCUUCUGACAACGUCAUCAACACCACUUCUCGUGUGGUUUCAAGACAACACCGACUCGGCUGCGAAGAGACACCGAUGGCCGACGGGGAGCCGCCCUUGCACCGCGUUCGUCAUCACGUGCACGGCGUCAACUGGAGACCGACGCGAUUCGUGGACGGUGUGCCGUACUACCACUCGUGCGGCCUCUGCAACGUGAUUCCGAGGAAGACGGUGUUGCUUCCCUGCUCUCACGUGUUGUGCCAGUCGUGUUACAGGGGCAGCAUUACGGAAGACGACGGCAGUGAUGGCAGAGGAGUGUGUCCCUUGGAUGAGGAUCCGUUCGAAGUGCACCAGUGCGCCAGGAUUAGGCUUUCCGCGACGAAGUUGAAUAGCUUCAGGGCGUACUGCUGGAACCAAGAAAAUGGUUGUGAGUAUGUGGGGACUCUGCAAGAAGUCCUCGUGCACUGCGAAGAGCAGUGCACCUUUCACACCGUGGCGUGCCCGAGGUGCAGAGAGAACGUUCUACACGCUGACCUUCCGGCGCACUACGUGGCUGGCUGUGGUGGAGGCAGUGAAUCGUCGGCCGAAACAGAGGAAUCAACCGAGCAGGACAGCGAACACACGUACAACAAUACUUCGCAGACUAGUUGGUCCAUGCUGAAAGCUCGACUUUCUGAGCUGCGGGAGGAAAGAAGGAGCAGACAAAAGCUUCGCCCGACGACGAAGGCUUUAGUAUGGAGAUCUUACUGCGUUCGUGGCUGA
Molecule: messenger RNA, 1368 nt
Organism: Rhipicephalus microplus (southern cattle tick)
Lineage: Eukaryota; Metazoa; Arthropoda; Arachnida; Ixodida; Ixodidae
Biological process (GO): regulation of canonical NF-kappaB signal transduction
Cellular component (GO): plasma membrane signaling receptor complex; cytoplasmic side of plasma membrane
Molecular function (GO): tumor necrosis factor receptor binding; metal ion binding
Source: RefSeq, a predicted model, not a curated record